GCGGUAGCAAAAGAGAAAGUAAGGAGGAGGAUGCGGGCGGCGCGCGGCCGGCGGCGCGGGGCAGCGAGCGCCAGACCCAGCGGCGGCGGCGGCGCGGGACGCACCGGAGCGCGCCGCCACGCGCCGGGUGAUCUUGAGUUCUUCCUAAUUCGCUAGUCCUCAGCCUCCUCAUGCCUCCAUCUCCUUUAGACGACAGGGUAGUGGUGGCACUUUCGAGGCCAGUGAGACCUCAGGAUCUCAACCUUUGUUUAGACUCUAGCUGUCUUGAACCUGCCUCCUCUGUCAGCGAGAGCCACUCCAGUCUGCUCGGUGCAGCUGUCGUGUCCCUAAAGACUGCUAAUCUCACGUAUAUGCCCUCAUCUAACGGCUCUGCACGCUCCCUGAGUUGUGGAUGCAGCAGUGCCAGUUGCUGCACUGUGGCAACGUACGACAAGGACACUCAGGCCCAAACUCAAGCGAGCACCAGCAGCGCCGGAGCCCCCACAGCCUGCCCUGCCAACCAAAUGGUCAACAGCAAUGAGAACGCCGGCAGCUUGAGCCCCCUGGGUGGAGUGGGGAGCCCGGUCUCGGGUACCACCAAGCAGCUAGCUAGCAUCAAAAUCAUUUACCCCAACGAUCUGGCGAAGAAGAUGACCAAAUGCAGUAAGAGCCACCAACAGAACCAAGGGCCUGUCAUCAUUGACUGCAGGCCGUUCAUGGAGUAUAACAAAAGCCACAUUCAAGGGGCUGUCCACAUUAACUGUGCUGACAAGAUCAGCCGGAGAAGGCUCCAGCAGGGCAAGAUCACCGUCUUGGACUUGAUCUCCUGCCGGGAAGGCAAGGACUCUUUCAAGAGGAUCUUUUCCAAAGAAAUCAUAGUUUAUGAUGAGAAUACCAAUGAGCCAAGCAGAGUAAUGCCUUCCCAGCCACUCCACAUAGUGCUGGAGUCACUCAAGCGAGAAGGCAAGGAACCCCUAGUCCUAAAAGGAGGACUCAGCGGUUUCAGGCAGAACCACGAAAACCUCUGUGAUAACUCCCUUCAGCUGCAAGAGUGCCCAGAGGGGGGAGGAGGCAGCGGCGCGUCCGCGGUGCCCCCCACGCUACCUCAGUCCAUCCCCACCACACCGGACAUCGAGAACGCUGAGCUCACCCCCAUCCUGCCCUUCCUUUUCCUCGGAAAUGAGCACGAUGCUCAGGACUUGGAGAAAAUGCAGAGGAUGAACAUAGGCUAUGUAAUCAAUGUGACCACCCACCUGCCCCUGUACCACUAUGAGAAAGGCAUGUUCAACUACAAGCGGCUCCCGGCCACUGACAGCAACAAGCAGAAUCUCAGGCAGUAUUUUGAAGAGGCUUUUGAGUUCAUUGAGGAAGCCCAUCAGUGUGGAAAAGGUCUCCUCAUUCACUGCCAGGCCGGUGUGUCCCGAUCUGCCACCAUAGUUAUCGCAUACUUGAUGAAGCACACACGCAUGACCAUGACGGAUGCCUAUAAAUUUGUAAAAGGCAAGCGACCAAUCAUUUCCCCCAACCUUAACUUUAUGGGGCAGUUACUGGAGUUUGAGGAAGAUCUAAACAACGGCGUCACACCACGGAUCCUCACACCAAAGCUGAUCGGCGUAGAAACUGUUGUGUGACAGUGAAGUCAACGAAGGGGUUAGCGUAUUCUUCACCUGAUUUAGGGCAGUGAUGGGUGGGUUUUUCUUUUUAGCUUUGGGGGGGGGGGGGGUUGUGGCAGACUUUUUGCGAAUAAAAACCUUUUUUUGUGAGGAAAGGUUUUUAAAAGAGAUCCAAGAACUUGGCCAUGUUUGGGAUGUGGCUGUGGUUUCCUUCCCAGGCACUGGCAGAGCAGGGAGGCUUCGGAGCAAAAGGAGUACUUUUUAAAAUCAAAACAAGAAGAAGAAAUAUUGGGCUUUUUUGUUUUGUUUUUUCUUCCUCCUCCUCUCCAGCUACUCCUAGAGUUUAUGGCUAAGUAGUCUGUGCAGGUUCAUAGACUGAAGAAACCUAAGUUGAAGAUGAAAUACAAAAGGCCAAAACAAGCAGAAAAAACUCCCUGAAACAUGAGGGCCUUCAUUCUGCAAAUGCUUUGCUAAAGAUAACCUAGCAAAAUGCUCACUGAUGCAAAGGAGAUCAGAGCAGCUUAAAAAGUCUGCAAGGCACUUUUCACACUCCUGACUCAAACUAAAGAAAAAAAAAGUUUUUUUGGCGUGUUUCAUGUUCCAGUUCUAUUUUUCUAUUUUGGGGUGUAAGGUUUUAACAGUAAGGGACUUUGAUCAUUCUAUGCCAUAUGCCUUCACUGGCUUCUUGUGCAAUAAUAAUUUGGGGUUUGUUUUGAGUGUUCAAUCCAAUUAGAGUUGGCUGCUCACUAAUAAUUAGAUAAUAAUUUUUAAGGUCUAAUAGUGAAAUUGCAGCCGGCUUGGUUCAGAAGAGAUAAAUGAAAGCAAUUAUUUUGUUCCUUUAUAUGAUUUUGAUCCUGGUUACAGUGCCAUAAACCUUGUUACAUAUGUAUAUCAGAAUGUACAAAAAUUGAGAACAAGCAAAGUUUAUUUAAAAAUAUUUUUCGCACAAAAUAUUGGUGUGUUUCAGUUGUCUAUGUAAAAAGAAUUGAUUAUAAAAACAAAAAUCCUUUGGAAAAUGCGUGUCCUUUUAUUUCUUUAGUGAUUUUCCAUUUGCUUUCUGUGGGAUGGUGUGUUGGUUUUUUUUUUUUUCAGUGUACAUUGCUGGUAUCUUUUGUUUGACAUCUCCUUUUCAGUGUUUUAUUCCUGUCCUCCGCUGGUAGAAUGUGUUUUCUUUAUUUCUGUAUUUAUUUUUUGUUGUACUCUUGCAUCCCUUGCUUUCUGUAGCCAUGUUUUUCUCUCCUGGAAGUACAUCAAGCUUGGAGCUGUUCAGCUGAAUUGGCACAACUGGGGAGGGCUUUUGGGGACAGACCUACAGCUGAAUAGUCAUUUAGAAAAAUAAGAAAUAAACAUUUUUUAC
Cygnus olor (mute swan) is the source of this 2949-nucleotide messenger RNA. It is a transcript of the gene DUSP10, whose product is annotated as dual specificity phosphatase 10. Gene Ontology annotation, molecular function: protein tyrosine/threonine phosphatase activity; MAP kinase tyrosine/serine/threonine phosphatase activity. The record is from RefSeq and is a predicted model, not a curated record. Lineage: Eukaryota; Metazoa; Chordata; Aves; Anseriformes; Anatidae. Gene Ontology annotation, biological process: protein dephosphorylation; negative regulation of JUN kinase activity. Gene Ontology annotation, cellular component: cytosol; cytoplasm. The transcript has 4 exons. The coding region runs from base 171 to 1610 and encodes 479 amino acids.